Messenger RNA from Knipowitschia caucasica, 1509 nucleotides. Lineage: Eukaryota; Metazoa; Chordata; Actinopteri; Gobiiformes; Gobiidae. The record is from the annotation of a GenBank genome assembly.
AUGGCUCCCCUCCGAGCUGUCAUCUUUACAUACCUGCUGUUGUUAGGUCCGGCCGCAGCCUCUCAGCCAAAUCUGGUGCUGAUCUUCGCCGAUGAUCUGGGCUUCGGGGACCUGGGCAGUUACGGUCACCCCACGUCCCUGACCCCCAACCUCGACAAGCUAGCGGAGGGAGGACUGCGCUUCACCGACUUCUACUGCACCAGCCCCGUGUGUAGCCCCUCCAGGUCAUCUUUACUGACGGGACGUUACCAGACCCGCACAGGCAUCUACCCUGGCGUGCUGUACCCAGACUCUGUGGGGGGUCUGCCGCUGAAUGAAAUCACCAUUGCAGAGAUUUUGAAGCCUGCAGGCUAUGCCACCGCAGCCAUGGGCAAGUGGCACCUGGGCUACGGGGCCAAUGGGACGUACCUCCCAACCAACCAGGGCUUUGACCACUACUUGGGGAUCCCCUAUUCCCACGACAUGGGCCCUUGUCAAAAUCUAACCUGCUUCCCUCCUGACGUGAAGUGCUUUGGUCACUGCGACGUUGGCACUGUAACCGUCCCGGUGAUGAGAAAUGACAAAAUCAUUCAGCAACCAGCCAACUUCCUGGAGCUGGAAAAAGCAUACAGCAAUUUUGCAACGAAUUUCAUUCUAUCAUCGGCCCAGAAGAACCAGUCUUUCUUCCUGUACUACCCCUCCCAUCACACGCACUACCCUCAGUACGCAGGCCGAAGAGCUGCUGGGAGGACUCCGAGGGGGCCUUUUGGAGACGCUCUAGUUGAGUUGGACGAUACAAUAGGAGACAUUAUGAUCACCCUGGAGAAAGCGGGAGUCAUCAAAAAUACACUUGUCUUUUUCACCGCAGACAACGGACCUGAACUGAUGAGAAGGUCCAGAGGAGGAAACGCUGGCCUGCUGAAAUGUGGCAAAGGGACCACUUAUGAAGGCGGCAUGAGGGAGCCCGCCAUCGCCUAUUGGCCUGGAACUAUUGCACCAGGUGUGACUCAUGAAAUGGGCAGCAUUCUGGACAUCCUGCCGACCUUUGCCUCGCUGGCCGGGGCUAAACUUCCCUCAGUCAUACUGGACGGAGUGGAUCUGACUCAAGUUCUCAUUCAUCGAGGAAUGAGUGAGCGUGAGACGAUGAUGUUCUAUCCGACGGACCCCAGUGAAAAGUACAGCCUUUUUGCUGUGAGGUACAAACAGUACAAGGCACACUUCUAUACAAGAGGUGCCUCUCACAGCGCGACCACGCCUGACGCGGACUGCCCUGCGUUAGCGUUCCUGAAGGCUCACGACCCUCCUCUGCUCUUCAAUGUGGAGACGGACCCCUCAGAGCACUAUCCGCUGUCGCUGUCAGACAAACCUGAGCUGAUGAACAUUGUGGAGAAGAUAAAGCAGCUGAAAGCCCAGUUUGAAGACACUAUGGUCUUUGCACCGAGUGAGAUAUCAAAGGGAACGGACCGCUCUCUGGUGCCCUGUUGUAAUCCUGAGUGCAGCCCCAAACCAACCUGUUGCAGAUGUGAAUAA